Molecule: messenger RNA, 3968 nt
Organism: Klebsormidium nitens
Lineage: Eukaryota; Viridiplantae; Streptophyta; Klebsormidiophyceae; Klebsormidiales; Klebsormidiaceae
Source: the annotation of a GenBank genome assembly
GUGCACACCCGGUGGAUAGCGCAUAAAACAUGGCACAUGUGGGAAUGUUCAAUGUUCGGAAUCGUAAGUUGCAUCAAAAUGAUGCAACAGGAUGUUCAUUGUUAUGUACAGGAACCCCCGGCCUAGCGCUGUAGGUACAGUAGUAUCCUGAAGGUGGCGCUGUAAUAGAUUGGUGGUUGGCCUUCCUGUUCAAAUUCAAAGGGUUUAUUCUUUAGGUAGUGCAGAGCGGUACUGGGAGGAGGUGAAGGGUUUCUGCUUUGGCAGGCCGUCUUCUCCCAGCCUUCUUUUUGCAGUGGAAAGCCUCCUGGCAAUGCGCACAAUGUCAAAUUGUACCUGGAGGGCAGCAAGAGCAAAUGGUGGUGCUUGUGUUCUCAAAUGAGGGCAGCCCUCUGAGUUGCAGACUUUGCAACUCGUGAGCCUCAGCUGUAUCAGUCAGCAAGACAGUUUAGCUGCCUGCGAGCUGGAAGGAACCGUCAAGGGGCCCUCUACAAUGUAAUCAGGGAUUUACUUUAACCACAUACUGUAUCUUGUCCACAGCAGUCCUGUCGUUGGGACUGCUCAAGAAAGUUUGAUUAGAGAGGUCUCAACAUGAGUGACAGAACAGUAGCUAUGGACAAAACGGUCUGGGCAGACUGCCAGGGACUUCUGGCGGAAGCGUGCUCUGCCUUGGAGCCCGGCGAGCUCAUUCAUGGGGAGAACUUCAGCCUCUUCGAGGCAAUGGCUGCGAUUGAGAUCAUGGACCCUAAGAUGGAUGCCGGGAUGAGCACCGAGGGGUUCAAAAGCGCGCAGGAGGCGAUUGAGGGGGGUUCCGCACCGUUGGAUCUAACUGUCCCCCAGCUCCUAGAUGUAAUGGAUCAACUACUAGCGUAUGAGGCGACCUGGCAGAGUGGACACACCCUUGCUCAGACGGUGUAUUCCUGCCUGUACCUCCACAUUCCUGAGAGAACGGCUUCGAACCCUCUCCUCCAUGCAUACUGCAAGGUGGUCAGGAGCACGUGCAACCUGGUUCGGACGCUGGUCAUGGUUGCGGAUAUCCAUGAGGAGAACGAGGACUUUAUCGGGGCGACGUUCGGCUUCCCCCUGGAGCUAGAAGAGGACGGCCGCUGCAUGACGCUGCUAGCCGCAGUUGAGGAGACCCUUGCCAAGCAGCUGAAAGCGGCAAGAGCAGGCGCGGCUGGGGCGUCGCCGGAAGCUCCGGCCCCCCUCCAAGCCGACCCCCUGCUGGAAGAACCGUUCUGCGCGGCGCUGCUCGCGCGCCUCCGCUUCCGGCGCGCCCUGCACCAGGCGCUGACGCACCUCGACAAGGGGCCGACGCACGAGAAGGGCACGCUCGGCGCGCAGCAGGCGAUCGCGACGGCCGCCAAGGAGCUCGCGAUCAUCCGCAUCUCGAGCCCGCAGCUGGCGCGGGCAUUGGAACGGGUGACGUCAGCGGGCACGGCCGGAGGGGGGGUCCCACAGGAAGCGCCUCGAGCGGUGACGUCAGAGGGAGCGUCUGACACGGGGACGUCAGCGGCCGGAUCAGGGACGUCAGCGGAAGCGUCUGGAAAGGGGUCCUUCGCUGGUUCAAAAGAAGGGGCGACACCAGCACGAAGUUCUCGGGGUGCAGAAGGGGCGGGUAAGUCCAGGGAACGGAAAGCGACUGGGAAGGAGAGAACACCCAAAGGACCGCGCAAAUCGGUCGAGGGAGCGCCCGUUUCAUCGGAGACGGGAGCCGGUGUCUCUGGAAGAGGCACGAAGCAACCGGAGGCUGCAAGCGCCGAUAAGUACGUGCCAAGCGGGAGUGUCCGAAGUCAGGAAAGCACAAGAAGGGGUGAUCGAACCACCGGGGGAAUGGCCGACACCCGAGAGGAAAGUGGGAGUUUAGAAGGAAGGCGAGGGGCCGAGACGCCGGCCCAGCCAAGCGACGCUUUCUCGGAUGAAGCCCCUGGGGGGCGGGAAUGGGGCAACGGUGCGGAUGCGCUAGCCGCCAGUCUGCAAGCGAGCGUGCUUUCAGAAAGCGAGCACGACAGAGAAAGUGGUCCCAGCAGCAGCGGACGCGUUUCUUCUGGAGCUACGUACGCUGCGCCAAGCGACACCCCGCACAGCCGGGAUCGGAUGCCGUGCACGAUCCACCUUCGGGAGGGGGGGUCGACGUCCGCGCCACUUCCCAGCCCCUCCGAGGCGGCGGGAAUUAUUGCUGGACAGCCGCCUAUUCACACCAGGGACCUUCGUGAGGGGGUCACGGGAACGGCAGAGGCAUCCACGGCUUCGGGGCGUGCGGCGAUCGGGUUCGACGAGAGUGUGAAUAGGCGGCUUCUGGGGUCGACGCCGCCACGGUCGAUGAAGAUGCUGACGUGGGCUGAGACGAUGGACUACUACGACCGCCUCCUCCAAGACCUCGCCCAAAUCACGCACGCGCCCUCCGCCCGCUCCCUCGCUGACGUCAUCCAGUUCGUCGCUGACUUCAGCGACCGCCAGCCCCGCAUUUUGGCUCGGUCACGCCUCUUCCUGCACUUGUUCCCGGAGGCGUUCCUCGUUUUGGGGCGAGACUCCCUCACGGAAAUGGUGCUAGAUGCGGUGAACUUGCCGCAAGGAGCGAUCAGGAAAGACCCCGGGGUGCUCGCGUUUGCAGUGAAGGCGGCACGGGCCGUGAAAGCGCUGCUGAAGCUCCUGUGCGUGAACAACAGCCGGCAGCGGCGGAAGCUGGCGCGCUGCCUGGCGGAAUGGGAAGGAGUUCGACGAGAGGCGGAAGCUCAGAGUCAGCACAACGAAGCUAUACGGGCUUGGGUGGCACAAACGCUGGAGGCGCAAGGAGCGCUUGGCCCCGACCAUCCUCCCGACGCGUGGCUCGACAACGUCUUCACCUGCUGGACCGAGCAGCAGAUCUGUCGAAUCAUGACGCGCCACCUGUCCCUCGGCUUCCCCCAGCAGCUCUACUCCCCAGGAGAGCUCCCGGUUAUCUUCUGGUACCUCUCGCGUGUCUACGUUAACCACGCCGGGUUACUGCACACCCAUGGGAACCACCUUUUGGCGAUGCAUAAGGUGCAAAAUUUGGGUGGGGGCCGGAGAAAGUCGAGAGGGGGCGAGGGUACCGGGCGGUACGUACCGGGCGUGGACCAGUACCUGGUGACGGCGUACGGGAGGCUCGCGUGGGGGAUGACGCAGGCAUUUGCGCUCUUGCAACGGUCAAACAAGCUGCCCCAACACGCAUCACCUUUCAACAGCGGCUUCGAGGUGUACCUUCAGCGCUUCGCCCCCUUCAUAGCCGUCCAGCAGCCGGUUGCCAUACCCUAUGAGGAGUACACGGGCGAGCUGGAGUAUAUGCUAUCCGCCCAGUAUGACGUCCUUGGUGGGGCCCUCCGCGCGUUCGAGGACGCGCUCGAGAUGACACGUGCCCUGUCCACCGAGCUGGCCCGAAUGGAUCUACCACGUGUCAGCCAGGCGCGGCGCGCUGAGGAGUGCCGGCAGCUGGAGCAGGUUGUGCAGCGAAAUGUUGUGGCCCUGAAGGUCCUAGCGCACGUGGGAGCCGCUUCCACGCACGCAGUAACCUGCGACUUCUCAUAUCACCAGUUUUUCCCGGUGUUGGUGGUCAAAAAGGUGACCGGAAAGACUUCCAAGAGUUAAAACGUUCGUCCGUGCGAAACUAAGGAGGAAGGGGCAUGCGUUUACGCAUGCACAGACUCGCCCACCAGCCAAUAACUAACGAACCCAGGUGCAUGUGGUCUGAGUCCGCACAUGCACAGAUUCCAAAUCGAAAGGCUACCAUCGGCGCACAUCUUCGAUGUGUGUGUGGUCUGCCGGUUCCGCUUUUCCUUGGCCUUGGGUAUCAGGCAAGCUACAUCUCACCACUUGACGUCCCAGUACCAAGUCUUGCGCUGCUUGCAGCUUACAUUAAGCUGGAGCAAGGUAUGGUUUGACGCUGAGGUUAUGGUAUAAUUUACUUGGGCCGAGUUGUGGGUAUCCACAUCCAUCCCUCCUUGGAAGUCAAG